UAAGACCAUACUAUCUUAUUUCCAAUGUCUACCAACUCACUUGAAUGCCAGAUUUCAGCACUGCGAGACCUUUUAGCACGGACAUACUUUGUGUGCUACUUAGCUUCUCCACUUCUCCAGCCCGAGCAUCCCAGCCGGGGCAGCACUGCCAUCAGUCCUUGCUGACCCCUGGAGGGAGCCCAUCACUCCGUGUUCUAGCCUUCAGCCCUCGAGCUGCCCACGCAUACAUAUAUGCUGAUCUCCUCUGCUCCAGGCUGAGAGCACCAAGGGACAGCAGUUGCACCGCACACAUCUUCCUCUCCAGACCCUUCACCAUCUUCGUAUCCCUUUUGGAUGCAUACAUUUAAGUCCUCCUUACACCGUGCCGCCUAGACUGCACAAAGCACGCGAGGCGAGGCGGCACCAGGACGGGGCGGGGCGAUCCCCGGGGAGGCUGCAGGGCUCCGCCGGCCGGAGCUGCCGCGUGCUGCGGGGCAGGGCCGCGGACGGAAGCCUCGGCGCCGCCGAGCUCCGGGCGGCGUUUUCCUCCUCGCAACCGCUGCAGCGAGGCUAGCGGCCCUCGGCCCGCUCCGCAGUCGCCCCCGCCCCGCGGCCGCCGUGCCGGGGGAGGUGCCGGCGGGGCGGGGCGCACCGCACCGGGCCCAUGUCGGCUCCGCGGGCCGCCACGCCGGGCCCCGGCGGCGGGGCCAGGAAGACGGAGCUGGAGCUGGAGCUGGGGAGCAGCACGCAGACGUCGCACCGGCUGCUGGCCUACAGCGACGCGCUGCUGUCCAUCAUCGCCACGGUGAUGAUUUUGCCUGUGGCUCACACAAAAAUACAUCCCGAUCAGAAACUAGGUGAAAGCGUUCAGCAGCUUCUUCUAACAAAAAUUGCGGUGUACUUGAUGACCUUCUUAAUAGUCACAGUGGCAUGGGCAGCGCAUGUAAGGUUGUUCCAGGUGAUAGAGCUUAUAGAUGAUGUCCUUGCUCUUCUAAAUCUGGCUUGUAUGAUGAUCAUAACUUUCUUGCCGUACACAUUUUCCUUAAUGGCCUCAUUUCCAGGGGUACCUUUUGGAAUUUUCCUUUUCAGUGUCUGUGCUGUUGUCAUUGGCCUUAUACAGGCAGUAAUAGUAGUGUAUGGAUUCUAUCACCCACACUUAUUGAAUCAGCAGAUACAGGUGUCUGAAAAUCAGAACUUCUAUAAACGUCACAUCCUAAAGAUUAUCCUAAGAGGACCAGUUUUAUGCUUUUUAGCAGCCAUCUUUUCUUUUUUCUUUAUUCCAUUGUCUUACUUACUUCUUGGGCUUGUAAUUGUUUUUCCACAUCUCAGUCGAUUCAUAACAUGGUGUAAAACCAAGAUUGUAGGUCCCAGAGAGGAAGAGGAAGCAAGCUAUAGCUUAGAAACCUUUAGUUUUUACCUCAGUGAGCCUCUGAGUAAGGAACGGGUAGAAGCAUUCAGUGAUGGAGUCUAUGCUAUUGUAGCAACCUUACUCAUUUUGGAUAUAUGUGAAGACAAUGUUCCUGAUCCAAGAGAAGUUGGGGAGAAGUUUCAUGGAAGCCUUCUUGAAGCUUUAAGUGAAUAUGGACCAAACUAUCUUGCCUACUUUGGUUCUUUUGUGACAAUUGGUCUCUUGUGGUUUGUCCAUCACUCACUUUUCCUGUAUGUAACAAAAGCUACACGAUUAAUGGGACUGCUUAAUAUACUUUCACUGGCUUUCAUUGGUGGUCUUCCGCUGGCUUACCAGCUGACCAGUGAAUUUGCAGAGAAGUCACACAAUGAGAUAGAAGCUAUUCAGGUCAGCUGUGUAAUUACUUUCUUUGCCAGCAUUUUUCAGUUUGCAAUAUGGACUACAGCCCUCCUCCAUGAAAGGGAAACAUUGCAUCCUUUUGCUAGAUAUGGUGGCAAGGAGCAUGCCUUCAUGUUUGCCAAGCUGGCUCUCUACCCUUGUGUGAGCCUUGGAGCUUUCUUUCUAACAUGCUUGUUAAGUGAAUUUAGCACAGAAAUUUUCCAUCUAAUGCAGAUUGUAAUCCCAUUUGCUUUUCUUGCCUUGCGCAUUUUUGUUAGGAUUUCUUUAACUGUCAUAAAGUCUGUGAUGUCUCUUUCCAGGCGGAAGGUUGUAUUGUUAGAAGAAGAGGAGGCAUGUUUGUCUCCUACUGAAACACACUCAUAAAUUUCCAUGCAGUGCAUGUGAAGUUAAAUCAUUAAUUUCAGUUCUUCUAAUUCAUGUUGUCUUGAUGUGUGAUCUGUAUAUUGACCUAAAUUAAAGCUUGUGUUGGCCAUAACUGGAGCGUAUUUUAAUUUUAGCUGGUCAUGCCUAAAAGCCUUUCUAAUAAGGGGGGCAAGGGAGGAAAAAGUAAGUGGGGAAAACAGAAAGCAUGUUCCCCUACCCUGAAAAUUACCUUUUGGGGAAAAAAAAUGCUGCUUGAAGUAUAACUGCAGUGAUAGUCAGUGAAGGUGUACAUAGGGCAUUUCACUGGGCAUCUUUCUCUGAUGUGCAGUAGUCAGUAUG
Messenger RNA from Phasianus colchicus (ring-necked pheasant), 2488 nucleotides. RefSeq names its product transmembrane protein 175 (gene TMEM175). The record is from RefSeq and is a predicted model, not a curated record. Gene Ontology annotation, molecular function: potassium channel activity; proton channel activity. NCBI's taxonomy places the organism in Eukaryota, Metazoa, Chordata, Aves, Galliformes, Phasianidae.